Electrophorus electricus (electric eel) is the source of this 3420-nucleotide messenger RNA. It is a transcript of the gene slc35d2, whose product is annotated as solute carrier family 35 member D2. NCBI's taxonomy places the organism in Eukaryota, Metazoa, Chordata, Actinopteri, Gymnotiformes, Gymnotidae. The record is from RefSeq and is a predicted model, not a curated record.
AGUAUCAUCUCUUUAUUUAUCAUUUUUAGCUUUUAUUUAAUUUCGGUAACCGAUGUCUGUAAUGGGUAUUUUACAUAUCUGGAUCUUCCUAAGUCAGCACACUAAAAGACUUGUACAUUUGAAAAGGCACUAGGCUGCCAUCUAGUGGCUGGAUGCUGGAUCCCUCAGUGUGUCAACCUAGUUCACUGCCUGGCCGGCAAAGCUCACCUGUACCGGGGUUUACCGUCGGAAAAGCUUUUGAAAUAGUUUUAGAGUAGGUACAUAGAGAAUGGAUUGCGGUACUUUUCAGUAGUGCGGUAUUUGCGAAAUGUUUCACUCUGCACGGCAAAAUUAGGUUGACAAGUGAGAGCUUAAGUAAUAAGCCACCAGGAGAAAUGUCCAAAGCCUCUUCUCUUACUUGUCUGCCGUCGUCGUCUCCGUCGCCGCCGUCGCCUUGUUUUUCACUUACUCCCGCUUCGAGAAACGGACACUUUGUGAAGUUCCUUUCCGCCGCUUUCUACGCUCUCAGCUCCUUUCUUAUCAUCGUGGUGAACAAGACCGUUUUAACGAACUACCGAUUUCCCUCAUACAUGUUCCUUGGAAUUGGACAGAUGGCAUUCACAAUCAUCAUUCUCUAUUUAGCCAAAAUAUGCAAAGCAGUGACUUUUCAGGACUUUGACAGAAACUUACCCAGAAAGAUUUUCCCUUUGCCAUUACUCUAUGUGGGAAAUCAUGUAACAGGUCUUGGAGGCACAAAGAAAUUAAGCUUACCCAUGUUCACUGUGCUCCGAAAGUUCUCUAUCCUACUCACAAUGAUUAUGGAGUCAAAAAUAUUAAGAAAGGCAUUUUCACCUCAGCUGGUGUUCAGUGUAUUGGCCAUUUUGUUCGGGGCUGUAAUCGCUGCAAGCUCUGACCUCGCGUUUGAUGCAGAGGGAUAUGCUUUUGUUCUACUCAACGAUGUAUUCACAGCUGCUAGUGGUGUGUACACAAAGAAGAAACUGGGAGUCGAGGGCCUGGGCAAGUAUGGAGUUCUGUUCUACAACGCGUUCAUCAUCAUUAUACCGACUAUUUUGGCAAGUGCCUUUACUGGAGAUUUAGAAAAGGCCGUUGCCUUUGAAGGAUGGCUGUCACUGAGCUUCGUUUUAUAUUUUCUGAUGUCUUGUGUCAUGGGGUUCAUUCUGAUGUACUCCAUUAUUCUGUGCAGUUAUUACAACAGUGCCCUAACCACUACAGUUAUUGGGGCUAUUAAGAAUGUUGCUGUAGCCUACAUUGGCAUGUUCAUUGGAGGAGAUUAUCUAUUCUCAUGGCCAAACUUUGUCGGGCUAAACAUCUGCAUAUCUGGUGGAUUGUUGUACUCGUACCUGACGUUCAACACCAGAAAGAGUCCUUCUUCACGAGCCGUGAACCAAGAGGAGACCAAACUGGGGGCUCCUGUGGUAGGAGAUGACCUAGCUAGAGCUAAAGCUGAGAUCCAGUAACCUCCUAUUGCGUCUACCGCUGGAGACCGUAUAGCUGUCACUGAGGCCACAGUCAUGGACGUUUGGCUGCAUACUCUAGCACGUCGUAUUUGAAAUGAGAAAAUGGGCUCCAAGCAAGAAUUCUUAUUUGUACAUUUAUCUUAAGGUCAGUUCAUACAACAAUGCCUUGUUAGAGUCAACAAAUGCCCAUAAGUUCACCGAGUAGUUGUAAAAGAGCAAUAUAAACUGCUUUGGUCCUACAAAAUUGCAGGUGAAUGAGAUUUUGAGAAUUAAUAUAUUAAGGCUAAGUACUCUGUAGUUUUUGUCCAAAAAUGUAAUUUGUUAAAUCACUGUAUAGGCUAAAACCGAACUUUUCUUAAGAAGGGCAACAUGUGACGUCACCUAUCAGCCACUGCAACCGAAGGACGUACCCUGGACAGUCUGUUAAUAACACCUGAACUGCUAAAUGACAAAUUAAUUUUAAAAGAAGGCAAAUUUAUCACUGUAUAUACCCUCAGUGGGCAGUGUGGCCAUGUAUCACAGUGCCAAGCCUUAGCAGGGCUCCUGUCAGGAUUUUGCACAGGAUAAUCGCAACAUGACUACGUCCAGCUUAAUUUAUACAUUGCCUUGCAGAAGUAUCCAUCCCCUUAAAUGUUGUUAGAUUCAUCUGGAUUGUAAUAUUUCAUGCCAUUGGUCAGACUGGAUCUGACAACUGUGAAAAUGAUCUUUCUAACGAUAUAUUAAAACUCAAGCUGUUUCAUUAGACACAAACCAUUACUUCAUACGGUGUUUAUCUCUGAAGAACUGCUGUAUGUGGUUUGUACAUGUCUGAACCACUUAUAACUUGUGUCUACCAGUACAUUUGCACAAUUCUAGCAUGCCUAUGCCUCAAAAAAUUUCCCAUACAGUCUCUGUGGAAUGUGCCAUUUGAUGGUAGUGUAGCAAAAGCUUGAGAGUUGUGGUGUGGCAAGAUCAGCCGUGCUGAACUUUAUACAAAUAGUCUUCAAACAUGACAUGGUUACCCAAUCAAAAAACAAGAGUGUCUGUGUGAACAAAAUCUUCUGCAAUGUGUAUUAGAAAAAUUUGGUUUAUUAAAUGUUCCAAGUCAGUAUACAUGAAAAAAUAUUAGCAGGAUAGAGCUUCUCCAUGCUUUAUGGUACCUCUUUACUAAUAUGAAGAGUGAAUAAUGAUGCAUUUUUACUCCAUUUAACUACAAUUAUUCUCCAUUAAAUUUGAAACCUAAGUAUUAUUAUACACAAGUGAUUUUGAGCAAGACACUGUCAACACCCUUAGUGACACUACAAGAAAUUGUUUGAACAAACAAGAACAUGGUUGUACACAUGGUUCUUGCAUAAGUUAAAAUAAUCAGCUUUCAUUUGAGUGUAUGUACUGAAUAUCCAUGCCAGAUAAACCACGUAGUAAUUACAGUACUUUUUAUGUAGUGCCUCCUUUUUUACAGGACCACAAGUAACUGGCUACUGCUGUUUAUUUUCUUGGUCAGCUGUUUUUUUGCAUUAUUCCAUGCAUCAGGAAGCUAACAAAAGGUUUAAAGUUGUUUCUAGAUGUGGCAUUGAUCAUGCAGUUUCUCAACAGGAAGAUCGAAGGAGUGGGCAGGAGUAGGUCAGACCAUUAUGAGGUUUAGAGGUCUGAAUGCAUCUUUGGAAAUCUGUUAAAAAUACUUGACUAUGACUUUAAUAUAGACUAAAGUGAAUAUUUUGUGAUUAUAUUAAGCCUUUUGCACCCACCAUUACAUUUAGUUGGUACAGAAAUGUAACCAAUAUAUAUUUUAAUAUAUAUAUUUUCUCUCGGUCUGUCUGUUCUUGGGACAGAAUUCUUUAAUAAACAUUUCCGUCUAAGCUAAAGCAAAAGGUUUCAAUAUCUUAAUUAAGACUCGGAUAAACUGUGAGUAUGAUAAUCACAUAUACCUUGUUUCCUUUAACAUUUAAUGGUUGUAGACCACUUAAGUGUGCAUAGUAUAUUUAAG